GCCUGGGUGCCCAGAUGGGAGCCUAUGGACCCCCACUGGCAAUUCCUGCUAUCGCAGCGCUGGCCAGCCAACUCACGGAGCCGAAUCUCGGAGACCGCAGCGAGCUGGAUCCACCGGCUGAAAUUCCUGCCCGAGACCGGAAGACCAUUCAGGGCAUGCUGGUGCUGGCACAUGCCUUGAACGGCAACCUCGACCUGAUGUGGGGUCGGACCUUGCUGGACUUGAAGCCUGCCAACAGACUGCUGCCCCCGAAAUCGGCCAAUGAGCCUCCACCAAAGCCACAGUCUUUGCUGGAUCCCGCGGACGCGCGGGAGCGCCCGCUGCUCACGAUCGCAGCAGACGAAGAGACGUUGCCGUUCAAGACCCUGUUUGUUCUGGGGCACGAGCCAGAGCUGGGGCUCAGGCUGUUUGCACAGCCUGAGUCGUGCCACAGCCAGUGGAACGACUUUCGGAACGGCAUCCGCAGGUGUGGGCUGCAGCAUACAUUAUUGCUGAGUGCAGUGUUGUGCAACUGUGCACACGGCCCAUUCUCUGGUGCCAAGAACUCGUGGUCCUUGAUGGAGGCUGCAGAGAACCUCGCUACAACCAUGCCUGCAGAAACCUUUGACAGGGUCGUGGAGCAGAUGAUGGAAGAUCUGCAGCUUGACGACGAGGACUCUGAAAGCCUGCCUAAGCAGCCUGCAGAUCUGCCGAAUCUGCCGGCCCUCAAGAACCUCCCACCUUUCGUGAAGGCCAAGUCUUGGUUUGGGGCUGUGGACGCGAUGAAUUAUCUCUGUGAGAACUGGACCCUGCUAGCAACCGUCCUGGACCACGUCCUUCAGCUCGAACCAGAGCAGGCCCAGGCCGGUGGAGCUGAUGACGGCCCUGCUGAUGAUGAGCGGGCGUGGGAUGAAGCAGCAGCAGAAGAUGAUGUUGCAGAAGAUGGUGACGGUGACGAGGAGCCUGGGCCCGAAGCAGCUUCUGGGUCUCGAAAGAGGAAGCAGCCCAAGAAGGCCAAAGUCCCUGACAUGCCUCAAACCAAGAACGACCUGAACCUGCUUCGUCAAUCCUUUAGCAAUACCAUGCAGCUGUGUUCGCAUUUUUACAAAGAUCGUGACCUCCGCCUGGAUAUGCGACUGGUCAGCACGGCUUCCCAGCACCUCCGCGCCUCCUACAGCUCGUCUUUGGAAGCUCAGAAAAGCCAGGCGUUGACAGUUGAGUUCCAGGCUUCCCGGGCCAAAGGCAGCUGGUACAGCCCGGUUCUGAACACGCUGCACCUCAUCCACGAGCCAACGGCCCUCCAGUGUAUCGAAAUCACACCAGCUGCAGCUGCACGCGUGCUUGAGGAUGACGACUGUUUGGCAACAGAGCCGUGGUUCUUGGAUGAGUGUGAACGGCUGACUACAUUUUGGCGACUGCUUGUGGAGCUGUCGGCUGCCAGAUGCUGGUCUCAGGUCCAGUUUACUACACUUCAGCCCAGUGCCCUGGCAGCGGUGCUGAGUCAGGAACGUGGGACUGGUAGCACGGCUCAGCGUUUGCUGGACGAGCAACACAAUGUCUGGCAGGCCGUGCUGCUCGCUGAGCUGGCCGUAACCCCGGACUCGCAGACACCGCCAGCUGUCAAGGCUGCUCUCGCCCAGAUUUUGCAAGAUCUUGGCUGGAAUCGAUUGCAAGUGGCCAGAGAGGCUAUGCUUGAGUGUGAAGCUGGGAAUUGGACGGCGACUGACGGGCGGGUGCAGGAGCAGGCUCGAUGCCUGUUCGCAGGGCCAGCGCAGACCAAGUGGGACUUGGAAGAUCUCUUCGCACACCUAGUUUCCAUUGCACGUGCUGCAAACCUCCCUGUUGGGAUGAAUAAGUGGACCAGAUAUUUUUACUGUUCUACCAUGGACCGGGGCACUGAGUGGCCCCGGCUGCGGACAACGUUGGAGGAUCACCGCGAGUUCAAGUCCACGGUUCUGAACCCGGCACUGAAGGGCAUCUACGGCAAAGCUUUCAAGACUACCGGCAUCAAGAACCUGGACCCGGAACUGCGCAAGGCUUUGGUCAGGGUAAAAUUGAGCAGCUCAAAGAAGGCGGGCACGGCUUCGAACCAAGCAGCUGCAGCCGCCACGAGCUGGAUCGCAGAAUCUGCAGCAGAUGGAUUCCAGCGUGCCUCCCUCACCUGGGCAGGUGUCUUCCUGACGAAGGGCGGUGUUUUCAUCGGCCGUCAGGCCAGGCAUGCCGAGCAGGUGUUCCUGUCGAUGGGUUUCCGCAAGCAUGCGGCGCUAGGAGUGCCCAUGCGACAGCACAGAAGCGUGCAGGACGGAACUGUCACUGUCUACUUCACUGUGGAUACGGACGCCUACCAGCGUGAACUCCGCCCGACUUGGCUCUUCAACGACAAGCUGGUGAACUCUGACUGGCAGCGCUUCCAGAUCAGGGUGGCACACCCCCUCCAAGUCCCGUCCCACUUGCAGGGAUACAGCGUCGUCCUCCAGCAGACAGGCCCAGUCCUCGACCCGAUCCCGGCGGCUCUCCGCUCCGGGGUGUUUCUGACGGUGGGCAAUUUGAAAGCCUUGCAGGCCGCCUUCCAGAUCCCAAUGGGGCCAAAGGGCCGCGGCUCCGGCAAGUCCGGGAACUUCAUCAAAACCGAUUACGCGAGCCGCAUCCUCACCUUCUUCUUUGGGGAGUCCCUCGACCCGGGGGAGCAGAACCGUAUGAUGGAAUUCCUCAUGGGCAAAUCUUCGCAGCGGAAUGGAAAGGGCAGCAGACACGCUGCCGAAAUCCUUGCCGCCUUCCAAAGCCUGAACCCGGAAGAUCAGCCCCAGUUCACGGAUCUAGCUGCAGUUGCUGCAGACGAGGAGAAACUGAAGGCUGCUCGCUCGGAGCGUGCCGACAUGCGAACACUGCAUGCCAGUCCGAUGCACGAGACGCCGAGGGUGCUUGGCCGGCUCCUGCCCUACGGACCUGGCUUUACUUGCCGAUUCAAUCGGCACCCGGUGGAGCAGAGGUACCAGUGUUUCCUUAUCCACGCCGAGUCUG
Symbiodinium sp. CCMP2456 is the source of this 3000-nucleotide messenger RNA. The record is from the annotation of a GenBank genome assembly. Lineage: Eukaryota; Dinophyceae; Suessiales; Symbiodiniaceae.